AUGGAUCCUGACACGAAGAUCAAGGCGUAUCGCCUUGUUGGCUAUGCAGCAGUGACAUUUUCAACACUUACUAUACUAACCGUUUGUAUAACACUACCAGUCGUCUAUAACUAUGUGCAUAGUGUUCGUCGUCAAAUGGAAGGUGAAAUGUUGGCAUGCCAGAAGAACGCCCGAACGCUGUGGGCUGAAGUGAACGCCCUGAAGGAUGUUCCUAUAAUGCCUAAUAGAACUGAACGUAUUCCGAGAGAAGUUUACGGUGAAAGUGACGUCGAAAUGACUAUCCUGACGCUCAUGACGCGCGCGAUCGCGGCUCUGCAAGAGCAGUUGCCGCCACGCGACCGCUCGCGCCCUUACCAACGCUGUAAACGAUGUAUUCAUUCAGUGUCAUCAUAUUCAGCCUCAGUGAGCUCAGCCUUUCAGGCGACCACCUUCGCAGAGAUGGAAACUUACAGUGUCAGCGGCUGCGACGAUUGCUGUCUCCCUGGAGCACAAGGUCCACAGGGUGCUCCAGGGAAGCCUGGGAAACCGGGUGCACCUGGAAAGCCUGGGUUCCCUGGGAAACCGGGUCGUCCCCCAACGCGACCAUGUGCACCGAUCACCCCACCACCGUGUCCUCCCUGUCCACAAGGCCCACCUGGCCCCAAUGGACCACCAGGACCACCAGGUAACGCUGGGAUGCCAGGUGAGCAGGGACCGAAAGGCUCCGAUGGACCUCCUGGCGAACCAGGACUCGAAGGACGAGCUGGCAUGAUAGGAAAUCCUGGCAAUACGGGGCCAGUUGGUACUCCUGGAGAGCCAGGAAUCAUUGAGCAAGAAAAGCCCGGACCACCUGGAGAACCGGGGAAACCAGGAAUGGAAGGUCCUCGAGGGCCAAUUGGACCCCCUGGUAAGGACGGAAAUCCGGGAACGCCGGGGAUGCCAGGGCCAACUGGACCACCAGGGCAGCCGGGUGACGACGGCCAGAAUGGGAUGCCCGGGCGAGCAGGCAUGCCCGGGAAGCCCGGAGAGAAAGGUAUCUGCCCGAAGUAUUGUGCCGAAGAUGGCGGAGUUUUCUUCGAGGAUGGCACAAGACGUUGA
Messenger RNA from Cooperia oncophora, 1077 nucleotides. The record is from the annotation of a GenBank genome assembly. Lineage: Eukaryota; Metazoa; Nematoda; Chromadorea; Rhabditida; Trichostrongylidae.